AUGAAGUUCGUUCAUCUUCGAGCCAUCCUGGCCCUGCUGGCGAUGGUGACUGCGAUUAUUGGCGAGCAAAGGUUCGCUGAAACUCCGGCGUUGUACCAGGAAGUCUCAUCCGGCGAUGACGUGCAGUUACGGUGCAGGGUGCAGGACAAGCGUGGCCAGUGCAUCUGGCAGAAAGACCGGAAGCCGGUGGGCAUGCAUCCGGACAAAUACGAGUGGGCCAGCGGACGGGGCAGCGAUUGCACCCUGCUUAUCAGAAGGGCCUCCCUCGACUUCGACGACGGCCACUGGGAGUGUCAAGUCACUUCUGGCGAUUUCACGCGACAGGAUGCCCUCACCUCCUUGCCCUCGCGUCUACUGGUCAGAGUGAAACCCCGGAAGCCGCGGCUGGAGUACGGGGGAACCAUUUUAACCACUGCCCUAACUUUAAGGGAGGGUCAGGAAGUCACCAUUUCCUGCGUAUCAAGAUAUGGAAAUCCACCGGCGCUCAUAAAGUGGUACAUAGGCGGAGACGAGGUGGAGCCUCUGAGGGAGCAGACGAACGCGACAGAAGUGGACAGCCCAAAGACGUGGGCUGCCCACAGUCUUCUACGUGUCCGUGGACAAAGGGAAACACAUGGUCUGCCAAUUCGGUGUAUCACGAUGCAUCCAUCCAGCAUCGUUCCCACUUCCACAGAGACACGACUGGAUGUGCAUUAUUCACCGGAGGCGCGGCUCGAGACGAAACCGCGGCUGCUGGUGGCGGCCCUCGAGGAUUCGGCGAGCUUUAUGAGCCUGAAAUGCUUCGCGGACGCCAAUCCCAGCGGAACGAUCAAGUGGUUCAAGGAUUCAGCUCCCAUCACUGUGACGAGCAACGUCGUUUCGUUGAUGCUAAACAGAACGCAGCAGAACACCACGCAGACGGGAUCCGAGCUGAGAUUCGAGCCGGUCAAGAGAAACGACGCCGGUCUCUAUUCUUGCAAGGCGGUCAACGUUAUCGGUGAAAGCGCCCCGGCUAACUACAGACUGGACGUACAAUAUGGUCCCAGCCUGAAGGAAGACAGUACCAGUAACGACACAGCGCAGAAAUUCGAGGAAACGACUCUGUUAAGCUCGAGUUUGGAGCCUUUCGAGUGCGUCAACUUCGAGGCGAACCCGCCAGCUCAGUACAAAUGGAUGCAUCUUCGCGGUGGCGUGACAGAAGCCAUAGAGAAUCGCCUCCAGAACAAGGAUGGCGGCAAACGAUUGCGUUUGGAGAACGUCAUGUGGUCCGACGAGGGGGAAUACCGAUGCGUGGCUUUCAACGUGAUCAACGGGGUGAGGAGGGAAAUGCCAAGCGAGGCUCGUUACGUACUCCAUGUGACAGGACCACCCGAGAUACAGGUCAGACCUUCUUCCGGUGGUAAGGGUUUCUACGAGUCACUGGGUUGGACUGGAGAAUCUGAGCAUAUUCUAAAGUCGCGGUUCUGCUCAAGACCACCUCCCAAACUAGUUGCCUGGCAAUGGGGAAGCUCUCACAUUAGGGCUGGUGAGAGCAUUCAUCCAAAGUACGAGGCUGUGCCAUUAGAGCACAUCAAGGAGAACGAGAUGAUAACGAACUGCUAUUGGGCGAAACUGGUGAUCAAGGAUCUGCAGAAGGAAGACGCACGGAUAUACACGCUGCUGGUGGAGAGCGAGAAGGGAAGGGAUUCGACAAACGUUAAACUGCUCAUCCGAGACCCAACGGAAAUGAGAGUAAUAGUGGCAGGCGCUGUCGUGGGUCUGCUGUUCCUCUUGGUUCUGAUAUUCUUUACCGUGUACUCGGUGCUCAGGUUCAAGAGUCGACGGUACCGCAGGGAAGCAGAAAAGGGCGGCAUCGCGGCGGACGCGUUGUACGGGAACACGACCACCACCGACAGACAAAAGACCAUGAACUCGUCCGAGGACAAAAGUUAUACCAGGAAGAGCAGCUCGGAGGGUGGGCUGGCCGUCACGUACGACUAUGACCAGAUCACCAAGCAGGUGCGCGCCAUAAGUCCAGAAGCUAUGAAACUAAGAAACGCGCCAGCUGUUCUACAACCACCUACCAUUGUGUGA
Molecule: messenger RNA, 2052 nt
Organism: Colletes gigas
Lineage: Eukaryota; Metazoa; Arthropoda; Insecta; Hymenoptera; Colletidae
Product: hemicentin-1-like
Exons: 6
Coding region: 1-2052 (683 amino acids)
Biological process (GO): cell-cell adhesion
Cellular component (GO): cell-cell junction
Molecular function (GO): cell adhesion molecule binding
Source: RefSeq, a predicted model, not a curated record